CUGCCUCAUCGCAUCUAAUGGUACCUCCUUGGCAUUUUCUGGAGUAAACAAUUUGGAAGAGGCGACAGCGCGUCAGUGUUCACUGCAGGAUUCGCGUCUGGACAAAAACGCGCACAUUCCAGAGCGGAAUUUGGUUUUCCAAAUUGAUUUACUCCAUCCAAAAUGAUGAUGUUUUUGUUUUCUGUAUCAUAGUUUUAAAGCUCAAAGAUAAGUAUUUUGAGCAUGUUUGAAGAGCGAUUAGAUACGCGUUUUGAUUGAUUAUUUUUUAAAACAUCUGAAAAUGGAACAACAGCUCUCCAAACCCGAACGCAAAAACAUGGACGCGUGUCUGAGACGUCUGAAGCAAGAGCUGGUGUCCAUGAAAGAAGCGGGAGAUGGCCUCCACGCUCAGAUGAACUCCAUGAUGGGCGCCCUCCAGGAACUCAAACUCCUCCAGGUCCAGACCGCGUUAGAGAGCCUCGACAUUUCAGGACGGCCCAUUAACCGAGGCCCCCCGCCACCCACGUCCGCCCCUCCCGUCGCAUCGUCAGCAGCCCAACCCCCCGUGGAUGGGAACCCCGCCAUCCCUUGUCGAAGCCCGACUCCGCCUGAGGAGGUCGGUCCUUUCCCCGGCCCGAGUCCCAUGCUGAGUCCCAGGCCGUUGCCUGACAGCCGAGUCAGCAGCACCAGCCAGGGCGACGGGACGGGGAGCCGGGCCCCCCAGCGGAGCUCCGUCUCCUCCAGCUCCAGCCUGGGACGCAGCAGCAGCAGCGAGGGCACCGAGAGCCCCCAGAGAAGCCAAAGAAGCGAGCCCGAGGCGGUUCCCAGGAGGUGGUCGGGCUACACGGCCCCUCAGGUGGACUUCUGCGGCCCCACGGUGGGCAACCCUCCGCCGGAGCCCGUCCCCCACCCGUCGGCCCCCCGGCGCUCCCAGGCGCUGGACCUACCCGGCAUCCUGUACAGCCUGUCCCGGGAGGGGCCCUCACUGGACAGCGACUACUCCCAGGACAGCAUGGACGACUCCAGCGACUGGACCUCCUCGCUCAUGAGCCAGCGGCGCAACCGGCAGCCCCUGGUGCUGGGGGACAACGUCUUCGCCGACCUGGUGGGCAACUGGCUGGACCUGCCCGAGCUGGAGAGGGGCGAGGAAGAGGCGGCGGCAGAGGAGGAGGAGGUGCUGGAGGAGAUGAGGAAGAGGAGGGGCGAGAGGAUCACGGACCGGUGGCCGGACCGGCCCGACAGCCCGGCCCACCCGCUCCGCCUCAGCAAGUCCCAGGAGAUCUCCAAGAAGUUCUCGCUGACCACCAACAUCUUCAAGAAGUUCCUGCGCAGCGUGCGGCCCGACCGGGACAAGCUGCUGAAGGAGCGGCCCGGCUGGGUGGCCCCGGAGCACCCGGAGGGAGACCUCUCCAAGAGGCCCAAGAAGGCGGCGCCCAAGAGCAACGCCAGGGGGAGCUUCUACCUGCCCUUCUGGGCCGCGGGACAGCUUCAGCAGCAGCAGCAGCAGCAGCAGGGCAAAGGCAGGCCUGGCCCUCAGGGGUCGGGCCUGGAGAAGGGUCAGUACCAGCCUCGACAGCAGCUCCACCAACAGCACCACCCGACCUUCUCGGGGAUUUACUUGGACCGGAAUACGGCAGAGAGCCGGUUGGAGAGGACGCAGCCCCUGUUUGACCACAACACAGCUGUGUGGGUCUGAGCGCGGUUCCAGAACUGAAGCCAUGUGGCUACCAGACUGGCAACAGCAGCUGCUGCUGCCGUCGCGAGGACUUGGCCGCAGAAGAAGCAGAGACACUGACCCACAUACAGACAUUUUUUUCCUGGACUUGAUUGAGAAAGGAUGAACUUGACACACACACACACACACACAA
Molecule: messenger RNA, 1847 nt
Organism: Gadus chalcogrammus (walleye pollock)
Lineage: Eukaryota; Metazoa; Chordata; Actinopteri; Gadiformes; Gadidae
Gene: inka2
Product: inka box actin regulator 2
Exons: 2
Coding region: 281-1675 (464 amino acids)
Cellular component (GO): nucleus
Molecular function (GO): protein kinase binding; protein serine/threonine kinase inhibitor activity
Source: RefSeq, a predicted model, not a curated record